AUGAUUGCCCCUCGAUUCACAGUUGUUCGUCCUCUGGAAGGGUUCCGUACGAUUGGCACUGGGAUAUAUCUUCGGGAUAUCCACGAACAAUGUCAGGAUACUAAAUCUCCAAACGUCGUUUUGAUAUUCGGAUGGCGUAAAUUUCUAAUGGGAGCAAAUCCCAGGCAUUUGCGGAAUUAUACCAGUGCAUAUGCCAAAUUAUACCCAAAAGCGUCUCAGAUCAUCGUUCAGUGCAACCGCGACUUGUUCUGGACUACAAGCAGUGCUAGGAACUGUCAUCCGGAACCCAAUUGCCAGACGCAUCGUACUCCCAAUCGUACACACGAUACAUUCUAUCCGCUUCGGACUCUCUUUGCUGUUCGAAAACCUCCGAAUCGAAAUGUGGAAUCCCCGCAUCUUGCCAUGAUGGGCCUCCACACACCCCGCCUCUACCUUUUUUCGCGCGAGGAUAAUUUGGUUUCGUGUCAAGAGGUCACACGACAUGCUGGGACUGCGAAGGAGCGCGGAAUGGACGUGCGUUGCGAGCUAUUUGAAGAGAGCGCACAUGUAGUGCACCUCCUGGUCGAGCCAGAGAGGUAUUGGUCUUCAGUGCAGGAGGUUUAG
This is a messenger RNA of Suillus subalutaceus, 603 nucleotides long. RefSeq lists its product as uncharacterized. The record is from RefSeq and is a predicted model, not a curated record. Bases 1 to 603 code for a protein of 200 amino acids. Lineage: Eukaryota; Fungi; Basidiomycota; Agaricomycetes; Boletales; Suillaceae. The transcript is spliced from 6 exons.